This is a messenger RNA of Acanthoscelides obtectus, 8109 nucleotides long. NCBI's taxonomy places the organism in Eukaryota, Metazoa, Arthropoda, Insecta, Coleoptera, Chrysomelidae. The record is from the annotation of a GenBank genome assembly.
CACGGAUAGUGGCGCUGGCGACUGGCGAGAAAACUAAAAUGGCCGCAAAUUCUUAGCGAAAGAAACGUCAGUGCGGCCAGAACUGUAGAAACAGAAACUUUCCGUAGAAAAUUUGAACUCCGGUAUUUCGUUCUAAUAUGUUAUUAUAAGUGCGUGCGGGUGUGCACUUAGGGAUAUGUCGGGGGAACGAGAACUGCCUGCUGAGGACAGCAUCAAGGUGGUGUGCCGUUUUCGGCCCCUCAACGAUUCUGAAGAAAAGGCUGGUAGCAAAUUCGUCGUCAAGUUUCCACAGGGUGGAGAUGAUAACUGCAUUUCCAUUGCGGGUAAGGUGUACCUGUUCGACAAAGUAUUCAAGCCCAACGCGUCCCAAGAAAAAGUCUACAAUGAGGCUGCGAAGAGCAUCGUCACCGACGUGCUGUCGGGCUUCAACGGCACUAUCUUCGCCUACGGGCAGACCUCUUCGGGUAAAACUCAUACCAUGGAGGGGGUGCUCGGCGAUCCCCAGAAGCAGGGCAUUAUUCCUCGUAUAGUAAAUGAUAUCUUCAAUCACAUCUACGCGAUGGAAGAAAAUCUAGAAUUUCACAUUAAAGUAUCUUAUUUUGAAAUUUACAUGGACAAGAUAAGGGAUCUUUUAGACGUAUCAAAAGUGAAUUUGAGCGUCCAUGAAGAUAAAAACAGGGUACCGUAUGUGAAAGGUGCAACAGAACGGUUUGUCUCGAGUCCUGAGGAAGUAUUUGAAGCAAUUGAAGAGGGCAAAUCCAAUAGACAUAUAGCUGUAACAAAUAUGAAUGAACAUUCAUCCAGAUCGCAUUCCGUAUUCCUCAUAAACGUCAAGCAAGAGAACCUCGAAAACCAGAAAAAGUUGUCUGGAAAAUUGUACUUAGUAGAUUUGGCUGGAUCCGAAAAAGUCUCAAAAACCGGAGCCGAGGGUACUGUGCUGGACGAAGCGAAGAACAUCAACAAAUCUUUGUCGGCCCUAGGCAAUGUAAUAAGCGCGCUCGCCGAUGGCAACAAGUCUCACAUUCCGUACCGAGAUUCCAAACUGACGAGGAUCCUGCAAGAAUCUCUGGGAGGUAACGCAAGGACGACCAUCGUCAUAUGUUGUUCACCUGCUAGUUUCAACGAGGCUGAGACUAAGUCUACCUUGGAGUUCGGAAAGAGAGCGAAGACGGUGAAGAACGUGGUUUGCGUGAACGAGGAACUGACAGCCGAAGAAUGGAAGCGGCGAUACGAGAAGGAAAAGGAGAAGGUAGCCCGACUAAAGGGCAAAGUGGAGAAAUUGGAGGAGGAGUUGAACCGUUGGAGGAGCGGCGAGACGGUGAAACCGGAGGAGCAGAUCAACCUACAGGACCUGCUCAUUACGGAUGCCGUCACUCCUGUCAGUGGUAUGGAGGAGAGCAUCGUGCAGGAAAGUCCUUUGCCCGCAACUCCAGCGUUGAUGAUAGGCUCCACUUUGGGUAUAGAAGAACGCACGAAACUAGAACAAGAAAGGGAGCGAUUAUACCAGCAGUUGGACGAAAAGGAUGAGGAGAUCAACCAGCAGAGUCAGUACGUCGAGAAACUCAAAGAACAGAUGCUGGAACAGGACGAACUUAUCGCAAGUACCAGAAGGGAUUAUGAAGCCUUGCAAGCUGAGAUGAAUAGAAUUCAGCAAGAGAACGAGAGUGCUAAGGAGGAAGUGAAAGAAGUACUUCAAGCACUCGAAGAAUUGGCUGUGAACUAUGACCAGAAGAGUCAAGAGGUCGAAGCGAAAAAUAAGGAGAUGGAGACACUUAGCGAAGAAUUAAUGCAAAAGCAAGCCAGCUUGAACACCACCACGACUGAGCUGCAACAAUUGCGCGACAUGAGCAGCCACCAGAAGAAGCGCAUAGCAGAAAUGCUUAGCAAUCUACUUAGGGAAUUAGGAGAAAUUGGAACUACUUUAGGAGGUACUGGCACAGGUACACUAGGUGGCGCUGGUGAUGCUGAACAGUUGAAGAUCAGCAACGACGCCGCUAAACUAGAGGAAGAAUUUACAGUUGCUAGGUUGUACAUCAGCAGAAUGAAGACGGAGGUCACUAAUCUCACACAAAGACUUAGGGAAAUUGAGAAUAAAGAGCAGGAUAGUAACAGAAAGGUGACUGAAUAUGAGAAAGAAUUAGCAGAAUGUAGGCUAUUGAUUUCUCAACACGAGGCCAGAAUGAAGAGUUUGCAAGAGUCGAUGCGAGAAGCAGAAAAUAAGAAGAGGAUCCUGGAGGAAAGCAUCGACUCUCUUAGAGAGGAGUGCGCGAAACUCAAGGCUGCCGAACAGGUGCAAAGUGCGAGCGAAAGUGAAAAGAAGGAGGCCAACGAGCUUCGACAGGCUCUGGAGCAGCAGAUGGAUCAAUUGAGGGUGGUUCACCAGAAGCAGGUGGCUGCGCUCAGGGAUGAAAUCGCUGAGAAACAGCAGCUCAUCAACGAGAUCAAGGAUUCCAACCAGAAAUUGCAGCUGGCCCAGCAGCAACUCCAAGCCGACUACGACAAGAUCAAGUCGGAGGAGACCGAGAAGUCGCAGAAACUGCAGGAACUCAUUGCCACGAACGAGCGCAGAGAACAGGCGAGGAAAGACCUCAAGGGACUCGAAGACACUGUUGCCAAGGAGCUGCAGACUCUGCACAAUCUCAGGAAGCUCUUCGUGCAGGAUCUACAGGCCCGCAUGAAAAAGAACAUGUACAGCGAGGAGGCCGACGAAGAAGGAGGCUCCUUGGCCCAGAAACAGAAGAUCUCCUUCCUGGAGAACAACCUGGACCAGCUGACCAAGGUGCACAAGCAGCUGGUGCGCGACAACGCUGAUCUCCGAUGCGAGCUGCCCAAGCUGGAGAAGAGAUUGCGCGCCACCAUGGAAAGAGUGAAGGCUCUCGAGACCGCGCUGAAGGAGGCCAAAGAGGGAGCUAUGCGGGACAGGAAGAGAUAUCAAUACGAAGUGGACCGAAUCAAGGAAGCGGUACGCCAAAAGAACCUCGCUCGACGGGGCCCAGCCGCAACAAUCGCGAAGCCAAUCAGGGCCGGCCAACAACAUCACGUGAACGUGAACGCAGUGCAAGGGGGAAGCCCGGGAGCUGUGGUCAGACCCAUCAGGCCAAAUUCCGGCGUCGACCCAGCAGAACAGCAGAAGCGCAGGUCCAUCAUCGUUGGGGAUAAAGAGUGAGAAGCCACGUCCGCUUUUCGUCGCCACCGAUCAGCGCUGGUGCUUUAACCACAAGAGUAAACCGUGUCGUAGGAGCAAAUUUGUAAUUUAAUAUUAUCGUUAUAAUGGAUACGCGUAAUUGGUAUAUUCCCACAAUCACACAAAAAACGUAUGAAUACCAAAAAAAUAUUGCCUGCUACUGCAAUGUGGCAUCGCAUCUCAUUCUAGAAAGUCAACCGACGGAUGUGACUGAAAGAUUGCUCGCAAAACGAAAGAGGAUGACGUAACCAAUUUAGAUGUAAACUGAAAUGAUAAUUUUUUAAUGGAUAUUCGGGGCGUUUCGUUUUGUGGUCUUUUGGUCACCAUCCGAGAACUCACGGGCGAUGAUUCGAUGUGCUUUCAGCUUAGGGGUUGUGUUGUUAUAUCCAUUUCUCAAAUUAGCAAUAAGGUGCACCCACACUGCUAUUGAUUCAGUUGACAGGCGGAAACAGUUAGACAUGUUCCAAUAAAGGUGAUGCUGACACAAGAAAGACCAAUAGAUCCCGACCUCUAGCCCCAAGUCCAUGGUUCAAAUGCAGUCUUUAUCAAUGUUUGAAUAAUUUUGUUUGCAUGAUUUUGACUGUCAUAUUAACGAACAAACGCAUGUUGACAGUGAUAGAGUUUAUUGCCAACAUUCAAUUUGCUGCAAUGCUAUGGAGUAAGUAUACCGUAAGGAAAACACCGUUCUCAUUACUCUUACACUAAUUUAUAAUGCUUGCAACUAUUUUGUGACAAAUUUAUAACCAUGUCAACUGGACUUGUCGCGUCGGUCGCUACCCGUUGACUGUCCUUUCCUGUCAUCACGAUUUUAUAUUUUGAAAUCGACCAACCGAGAAGUUUUCCAUCGCUUUUGUCGAAGUUCCAGACAAUGCCAAUCCCGAAAUCGGCAGAACGCUUUCGAACGUGAAAUAAAGCUCUAUAAGGCCGCAAUCGCCCGCACGCAGACGCGUAACCCUGGUUGCCUAAGCGUUGUCGACGGGUACUGGUUGGUUAAAUUUUGAUGUAAACUGCAUUUGGCUUACGGAGCACAAGAAGGUUUAUGGGAUCUUGGCCUAUGGUAAUGGGAGGGUGAGAAACCCAUCUGCAGCUGUCUUUUUCUAAGAGCAUGAUAAUUUUUGGAACGUCAUAUGAACAUCAAAUGAGCAAAAUAUAGAAAACAAGAUGAUACGUCACCUAUUCUUCCACAAAUUUGUUUUUAUUGAUUUUUUGUACGAGGACCAUUGCCGUAAACCUUUAACGUUGUCGAAUAAGUUGUUAGAAAUGUCCGCGACCUUUAUAGAGAUUAUUAACUGUUUUUGUGUACCAAUCGUAAUUACCGUUACUAAAAAUUUGUUCGGCUUUAUGCAAUUUUUAAUUACUCCAAAUUUUUAUUUAUGUGGUUGAGAUUUUACGGCAACUGGCGUAAAAAUAUACGUUAGAUUUUUUAUAUUUCGUUCUGAAAUCGUAAUUUUAACACAGCAUGCACUUUGGCAAAGUAUUAUAAUACAGCACCCACACGAUAUCCAAUUUUUGUUUCUUCUUAUUUAGCAUUUUUUGUAGAUCCUUGCUUCUAUUGUAAGGCUAUUUUGAUAUUUUGUACUUUACUACCUUAAGUAUUAAAAUGAAAAAUAUACAGUUGCAUUUCAUACAAAGUCCGUUUAUAUCCAAGGCAAGUAGUAGUUGUUAACCUAGAAUACUACACUUGCACCUGAGUGAUUUACUAAUUUCUAUCAAAAUUCUGUAAAACAGGAUUACCUACAUGGAACAAUUUUGAACAAUUUAUUGUUUAUCGAUGUGCAGGGAUUCAAAUUUAUAUUCUGCCAACAUACGUAAUUGAAGUCGCAGUUUUUCAAAUGAUUUUUUUAUAAAGCCAUGCUAGCAUCGAUCAGAAACUAGUUGUAUUUGUUACCUUUGCUGUGGAGAAAUUUUUGACUAGCCGCGUAUAUCAAGUUUUAAAUUUGCUUAGUCGUAUUCAAAGUGCAGCUAUCAACUAUAUUUAAGUGAAAAUAUAGUUGAUAGCUGCCCAUAAUAACCCACAGCUUAUGAUUACACGACGCAUGUGUUAUUUAAUUUCAUAAAAAAAUUACUUCAAUUUAAAACCCUGCACAUGGAAGUAUGGAAUGUUUUUUCUUUGCUAAAAGAAUUAUUGUAACGCUAUGCUAUGUAUAUAAUUUUGGUAGGGUUCACAGUCUAGAUCUAGGAGAAACGUGGAGUGCCAGCUUGACCAGAUCAAGUUUGAGAGCGACUCCCAAAAGAUAAUAAAAUAUAAAAAAAAAACUUUGUUGUAAGUACAGUAAUUACUAUACAAGUGUAAACAUUUCUUGUUCAAAUGCGAAAAGUUUUUAAAUUUUUUUCAACAUGUUUUAUGACACGUUUUUUGAAGAAUGCAAAAAAAUCGUAACAAGUUUGUGAUAGAUAUAAAACAAAUGCGUUUAUGCCAGAAGAUGCUUGCCCACUGAGGCGAGGAGAAUUACAGCAACAUUUUUGUUGGUUCGAAUCUCCGCCUCGGAAGUUAACCUCGUUUCUAUAUUACGCACAAUCGGUGCAAGAUCAUCGUAGGUGGAGAUGGUUUAAUCGACAAUGGCUUACCAGUAAAUGGCUUGUGGUGAAUGAAUGAAUCAUGAAAUUAGAGGCAUCCCGGCCACCAUAAGGAGACAGUGCAUAGGCCGGUUAAACCGGGCCUUAUGCAUCUCUACAUUCCUUAGACCUCAAGCCUCGCCUUUCUAGCAAAGUUGAGAAUGGCCUUGAGUCCAAGCUCCUUGACGUCCUGAGGGUCCAGGACCCCAGUAUAGUAGCUUAGAGCUUCACUGCGACACAGAACGUACGCCGAGGUAUCUUCCUCUACCCCGCAGCGCUUACAUAAGGGUUCCUCAGCCACCCCCAUCACGUGCAGGUGCCGCCUCAACGUGUUAUAGCUAGACAACAGUCCCACCAGCAACCUUAUUUUGGUUCUAUCCAGAGAUAGGCAGAAACUCCAUCCUUAGCGCUGGGCCCUACAAUGAGUUCCCGUGCCUGGCGGAGAUGGCUGGAGAUACUUCUCCAUUUGUUGCAAUCCACGUUUCCAUUUUCUUCCUAACUUUUUGCGCAGGCACUCCUAAAGUUGGCUCAGAACCAACAAGCUUGCUGGCUGAUCCUGUCUUCGCCAUUGCGACCGCUGUCUCAUUGCCCCUUACCCCGGCAUGCCCCGGUACACACAUUAACGAUACCGGAUGCCUUGCAAUACUAAUCUCCGCCUCGGAAGUUAAUCUCGAGCCAUGGAUGUUGUGUUAUUUUCUGUACUACGCACGAGCGGUGCAAGAUCAACAUAGGUACAUCACAUCGUUGGAGCUGGUUUAUUCGAUAAUGGCUUACCAGUAGACGGCUUGUGGUAGUACAAUGUUGAUACUGUGGGGUCGGUAAAAAGGUCAAAGAUGGCCUAGUUGCCUAGCUUUCCCUACCCAGCACUACUAUAACUACACCUGUCAUUUGCACCUGUCAAAUGUGACACGUCGGCCCAAUGUUCGGGCUCUAAUUUGAUUACGGGUAAAGCUCAGCGGAAAUGUUUUGCUUAAAAACAUCCUGUCAUCAGUAGUCGUGCAAAAAUGUAGUAAAUUGAAAGAAGCCAGCGAGUAAACAUAUUGCUGAUGUACAGCGAGAUUAAAUAAAUAUGAACGCCCUAUACAUAGCAGUAUAGGUGCCAAAGCAUCAUGGCAUUGUAGUGUGAAGUUUCUGGCACUAAUGUUUCCUAAGAGAACGUACCAAAUCGCAAUAAGUGUUUCAAAAGACAUUCGAUUCGAGUUAUUUGUCAUAAAAAGGAACAGAAAUGUCUGCACUAGAAUAUGGGAUUAAGAGGGUACUUUACAGUUUUAUUAUUGUGAUACAGACGUGUUACUGUGCUGCAUAUAUUAGUUUGCGUCUUUGUUCUUCCUUGCCUGCUCAUGCACGACGAAAUUAUUUUAUAUUUUUUCGAGAGUCACUGCUAUUUUCUAUAUACAAAUAUAUAUAUUUUGUUAUGUAUUGUAUGCUUAUGUAAAUUUUGAAAUCUGGUGCACAAUUUUAUCUCAUUUUACCUAGAGUCGAUAUAUUGGGUAUACAGGAUGUUUGGUCAACAUGCAAAAAUACUAACAGUAGUCAUAUUUCACUUAUAUUAUUUUUAUAAUAUUAAUCUACUAGGCCCAAUGUCCCAAAUUUUUGAUGAUCCAGUAAACCCUUGGUUCAGAUGUAGUUAUUAUCAAAGUUCUCAUCAAAAAGACGUUAAACUUGGGUUGCCCACCCCAGCCUGUUGCAGAUGCGUUCGAUUUCAGUCAUGUCGACUAACAAAUACGUGAUUACCUGAAUCUUGUAGCGUUUGCAAAACUAAAAGUUGUAAAAUGCGAUACUGUUUGACAUUUGACAACACUAGCACGAGCUCCUCCAGGUUGCGCGAUAUUAAAGAACAUGAAUAUAUACACAGGUUUUGACAAAAGAACAUAAAAUAGCACCAGUACAAAAUUAGUUUCGCCAAAAGAAAACGCUAUUUGGCAAUGAUAAUAAUUGUUAGUUGAGAUAUCGCCGGUCAAAAAUAUACAAACUUGAACUGAGAUUAAACGCAUUUGCGGCAGGCUAGAGUAGACAAUGCUUUCUCUUUUAACAAUCUAAGGUAUCAUUUGCUUUUGGGAUAUGGGUUUAUUGCGAUAUGCGCAUAAUAAUAAUUCAGUUUCCUAUGACAAAUGACUGCAUUUUGACUUAAGGGAAGGAGUACCAAACAUCCUGUGUCUAUAAACCUGAUUGGUUUUACUGUGCUGAUCCUAGCAAUUGAUUUUUCUGUGGUAGACUAUCGAUUAUAAAUACAUGUUUGAUAGUGGCUGAUGUCGCUACUGCCCGCUUUUGAGGUCGUCAACUACUUGACAGAUGCAAUUUACCCCUAUUUAUUAUUUAAAUCGUCAAAGUUAUUAUAUAUAUUCUAAUGAACUUACUGAAAAAAGUCA